Brachypodium distachyon (stiff brome) is the source of this 2856-nucleotide messenger RNA. RefSeq names its product probable receptor-like protein kinase At1g11050. The transcript has 2 exons. NCBI's taxonomy places the organism in Eukaryota, Viridiplantae, Streptophyta, Magnoliopsida, Poales, Poaceae. Gene Ontology annotation, biological process: protein phosphorylation. The record is from RefSeq and is a predicted model, not a curated record. Gene Ontology annotation, molecular function: protein kinase activity; ATP binding. Bases 148 to 2148 code for a protein of 666 amino acids.
CAAGCUCAGCGGAGCCGCCCCAUUUUACUCCAACCACUCUGUCUCUCCCUCUCCCCAACGUAAGCUAGGCUCCAUAAAAAAAAACGUAAGCUAAGGCUCUGCAGUUCCACCACUCGUCCCCUCCCCGAACACCAGCUGCUCGCCGAAAUGCCGACCUCGAGGCUCCUGAGGAUUAUCCCGCUACUCCUGGCGCUUCUGCUCGCCAGCUCGCUGGAGAGCGCGGCUGGAGCAGGCGGCGGCGGCGGCAACGGUACGUGCCCGCUGGACCUGAGCUACGUGCCGACGUUCCCGUGGGACCCCACGCCGUGCGGGGGCGCCGCGCCGAACAUGACAGCCUGCUGCCAGACGCUGCUCUCCGUGCUCGGCAUCGGCCUUGCGGAGCGGCUCCACGCCACGGGCCACUUCCGCCUCCCGUCCGCGGGCGCCUCCGCCGCGUGCCUCGCCGACCUCGCGGCGGGGAUCGCCGCGCCGCCGGCGUCCCUCCCGGGCGCCUCGCUCGUGCAGUCCUGCUUCCCGUCGCCGGACGAGUUCACCGCAUCCCCGUCCUUCUGCGCCGGCGUCACCACCGCCGCGGAGUACAGGGCCGUCGUCGGGAACGGUACCGUCGCCGCCCUGGACGCCGCCUGCGGCCCCGACAUCCCCUCGCUGCCGGUCUGCUACCGCUGCCUCACUGCCGGCAUCGCCGCCACCUCCCCCCUCAUCGCCGCCGCCGCCAACGCCACGGCCCAGUCGCAGCAGAACUGCUUCUACCUCACCGUCAUGUACGCCGCUGGGGUCUCCAGCAUCGCGGGGCCCACCUCCCCCUCCACCGCCAAUUGCAUCCUCGGCCUCGGCCUAUCCUCCCCUGCCUCCCCGCCUCACAAGUCCAAUAACGUGGCCAUCUAUGCUACAACUAUCCCAAUCGCCUUCAUCCUGCUCAUGUCAGCUCUGGCAUUCUUUGUCUGGAGAAAAAGAAGGCAUACGAAGAACAAGAACAGAAACCAGAAGAUCAUUCAGGAGGGGUCGUCAGAUCGGCGCCCCCACUUGCGGCCUAACACCGGGUCGAUACUAUUCAGCAUUGGGGAACUGACCAAGGGGACAGACCACUUUGCGGACCAAAACCUCAUCGGGCGUGGUGGGUUCGGAGUUGUCUACCGCGGCGUGCUCGCGGAUGGCUCUGUUGUUGCCAUCAAGAAGAUGCUCAACCCGGACAUGGAGGGUGGGGACGAGGAAUUCACCAACGAGGUGGAGAUCAUCAGCCAUCUCCGACACAGAAACCUGGUGCCUUUGCGUGGCUGCUGCAUUGUUGAUGACGACAUAGAGGAAGGGAAGCAGAUGUUCCUCGUGUAUGACUUUAUGCCAAAUGGAUCGCUCGAGGAGUUCAUAUUCCGGGACGAGGGAGGCAGCAAGCGGCCAGCAUUGACAUGGGCGCAGCGGAGGACCAUAAUAAUGGAUGUGGCGAAGGGGCUAGAAUAUCUGCAUUAUGGUGUCAAACCGGCGAUCUAUCACAGGGACAUUAAGGCGACCAACAUAUUGCUUGACGCUGAGAUGCGUGCCCGUGUGGCAGAUUUUGGGCUGGCCAGGAGAAGCCGAGAGGGGCAGUCUCACCUCACGACGCGUGUUGCCGGCACACAUGGUUACCUGGCGCCAGAGUAUGCACUCUAUGGACAAUUGACAGAGAAGAGCGACGUGUAUAGCUUCGGCGUUCUCGUGCUUGAGAUAUUAAGUGCAAGGCAUGUGCUCGACAUGACAGCUCCGGCAGGACCAGUACUGAUUACCGACUGGGCAUGGACGCUCAUUAAGGCUGGUCAGGCAAGGGAGGUGCUCGACGAGACCUUGUCGACAGGUGAGAGCCCAAGAGGAGAGGUCAUGGAGAGGUUUAUUCUUGUUGGAAUCCUGUGCGCGCACGUGAUGGUGGCGCUCCGACCAACCAUCACAGAGGCGGUAAAAAUGCUGGAGGGGGACAUGGACAUACCAGAGAUACCGGACCGGCCGCUGCCGUAUGGCCACAGCAUGAUGUUCAGCGAAGCGGGGAGCAACUUCAGCGCUUCGCCGGCUAUCAGUGGCCCACUGAUGGAUAAUGGGGACAUGCUUAGCAACCAUCACCAAGACAAAGACAAACUGUUCACUAUCUGGCAACAAGGACAAGGAGCAACUGAACGGACAUGAAACACCAAGUUCCUCAUUUUUCAGUCCUAAGGCUAGGAGUGACAUGGACAGCAACUGUUCUGGUGAAAGCGAUGUAGCUGAUAACAUUGAUACAACUGGAUCUCAGUAAGUUCAUCCUGGCAGACAUGAAAAUAAAGAUACAUCCAAGAGCGCUCGAGAACAUGCAAACUAGCAUCUUCAGCUUUCAGAGCAGACCCGGAAGGAUUCAACGGCCUACUUGUCUUCCUGCAAGUUGGGGUGGCUGGGCUGCACUCGGAAGGUGAACGGCAUCUGGGGAGCAAAAUCCCUUGCGUGAUGGUACCCAAGCUCCAUCUCCCUCAUGCCAUUGCUCAGCUCAGCAUCCUGCUGGUGCUGGAAACAGGAGUGAAACUUCAGUGAAUUCUCGGCUUUCAGGUUUGUUUUCAGGAAAGCAGAAAGUGCGGCAAAUGUUCACUGAAUUUUGUCUGAGAAUUACAAUUUUAUUGAUUCAAUUAGACUGGGGUAGAGGUGAUUCAUAAUGCAGGUUAUCAGAUGUAGAUCAUAGAAGACAGGCAGGGCUAGAAAACGAAGUCAGGAACUAAUUUGUGUUGAGUUUUUUGGUUGGUGAGUAGAUGACUCUGAUCAGUAAUGCUUUGUGUUUGCUCUGAUCAAUGAUAACUGUAUUAGCACUACUGUACGAAAACCAAGAUCAUGCCUUUAGAGAAUUUGAUUAUUUUAUUAGCUGGUGAA